UUAUUAAAGAGACUGGCGGCGAAUAUUUGCCACAUGAAUAUAUGAUUUUAAUGGGUAAGAGCAUUUUCAUUAAUUGUUUCGUAAUAUUUGCAAAACAAUCAUACGUUCAUGUGAAAAACAAUAUGUCUUUGGCUGCAUAUUUUUAGGUGAGGUAAUAAUGCUGGAAUAUCAAUGAACGAGUAAAAGUGCCCUAUGCUAUGGAUAACUUAGAAAUGUGAAACCCCGUUUCGGUUGUCGUUUCCGGAUAAUGAUUCAUGCGAGCGACGGAGACUUUAGUCACCGAGCGAUAAUUUUCCAACAGCUGUAUCGUGUGUAGGCAUAGUCCAGUCAAGGAAGCUACGGAAACAGCUCAUAGUUUUCAAGGAACAAGGCAUCAUCGUGUUUUCAGCGGUUUGUGCACUCAGCCAUCGGUGACGGGGCCGACCAAGCCCGACCAAACGAUUGCUACAAAGGCUAGAUCUACUCGGUGUGGAUAACAAGGCCUAUAUAUACGAUUUAUAAAGACUUUUGGGAGGCAUACCUGGAUUAUAAACACAGCUCGGGAAUUGGCUUAAAACUGUUGGAUAAAUAUGUCAGCAGUAGAAACUUCGAUGAAUGCAGCAAAGAGAGAAGCCUUUUUUCGUGGAGGUAGCGGGGAUGGACCCACCACAAAGUUUGACCCUUCUGCUCGUCUUGGAUAUGACAGAGAAAGAGUGAAGGAAAAGGAAUAUAUGAGAGAUACCGAGCUUGAUAAGGAGAAGGAACGGGAGAAAAAGUAUGGUGACACACACAAAGAACUGGAAGGAUAUGUAGGUUUUGCAAAUCUCCCAAAUCAGGUGUACAGAAAGUCUGUGAAGAGAGGCUUUGAAUUCACACUGAUGGUAGUUGGUGAAUCUGGUUUGGGAAAAUCAACACUUAUCAAUUCUCUCUUCCUCACUGACUUGUACAGUGGGGACUACCCUGGUCCUUCACAUCGCAUCAAGAAGACCGUCAGUGUUGACACAACAACCGUGCUUCUCAAGGAAAAUGGGGUUCAGCUGAAACUGACCACAGUUGAUACACCAGGGUUCGGGGAUGCUGUGGACAACAGCAAUUGCUGGCAGCCAGUCAUUGACUACAUAGAUACCAAGUAUGAAGAGUACCUCAACGCUGAAUCACGUGUGAACCGGACGUUAAGUUCUGACACUCGAGUCCAUUGUUGUCUCUACUACAUUGCACCUACAGGUCAUGGGUUGAAGCCUCUUGAUGUGGAGUUCAUGAAGCGGCUCCAUGAUAAAGUAAACAUCAUCCCCCUCAUAGCAAAGGCAGACACACUGACACCAGAUGAAUGUAGAGAAUUUAAGAAAACCAUAUUAAAUGAAAUUGCCCAACACAAGAUCAAAAUAUAUGAGUUCCCAGAGUGUGAUGAUGAUGAAGAGAACAAACUCCAGAAAAAACUCAGGGAUCGAGUACCAUUCGCUGUGGUUGGCAGUAACCGUGUUAUUGAGGCUGGUGGCAAGAGGGUCCGAGGUCGGCAAUAUCCUUGGGGACUUGUAGAAGUUGAAAACCUGGAACACAAUGAUUUCAUAGCACUGAGAAAUAUGCUCAUAAGGACUCACAUGCAGGACUUGAAGGAUGUUACCAACAAUGUCCACUAUGAGAACUACCGCUACAGCAAACUGGCUCCUGUUGGGGGAGAUGGGAAGGUUAAGCCAGGCUCACUCACAAAAGACCCACUGACCCAGAUGGCAGAAGAGAAACGUGAGCAUGACCUCAAGAUGAAGAAAAUGGAGGCUGAGAUGGAACAAGUUUUUGAGAUGAAAGUCAAAGAGAAAAAACAAAAGCUGAAGGACAGUGAGGCAGAUCUUCAGAAGCGAGCAGAGCAGAUGAAGAAGAGUUUAGAGCAGCAGCAAAAAGAAUUGGAUGACAAGUACAAAGUGUUUGAAAAGGAAAGGCAAACAUGGGAAGAACAGUAUGGGGAAAGAAGGAGAUCACUAGAGAAUGCUAAAGAUACAAAGAAAGAGAAGAAGAGGCUCUUUUAAGUGUCAAUUCAGAACCUCAUGCAUCUGUUGGAGUACAUGCUGACCAACUCAUUUCUGCUGUGGCUCCCUUAUGCUCCCAGAACUCUCCAGCAAGCAACAAGUGCCAACCGUGCAGCACCCUGUCUGUGUCAAAAGGAAUAUUCUAGUCUUGUGACACUCAAGUCAUCACCCACAGGGUUCAUUCAUUUCUGAAAUUACAUUUCUCAACUAGCGUAUUAAGCUAUGAAAAUUAGAUUGUGAUUGUUAAUUGAUACCUUUCAUUUCUGGUAAAACAGUGUCUUUAUGAUAGUGUUGGUUUUGGGGGUACCAUUUCCUUAGACCCUGAAUAAUUGGGUGACUGUCACAGACUGCAGUCACUCUUGGAACAAAAUUUAUUUUUUGAGGUUAAUUCAAAUGAUUCUUCUCUUGUUUUGAAGCUAAAUCUGUAUUUGAUAUACUUUUAGCCCCAUCACUAUGAUCACAAGUUCUCUGAGAAAACAUGUAAAAUUUAAACAGGUUUUGUCAGAUUAUUAGUUGUUUUAUUUUCCUGUUUUUGCUUGUCAGUAUGCAAUUUUGCAUGAACAAGGUAACACCUGGAUAUAGUUGGACAUUGGUAAUCAGUAAGUUGCAAACAGUUUCAAAUGGCUGUAAUUCCUUGUAAAUAUGAAUAAAGUCUGUUCAAAUGUGUCUGUAAUUGUUUGUAUGAACCUAGUGAGCUGCAUAGUGUUUUGGUUUAUUUUCUUUUUUCAUGUCUGAUGCCAUAUGGACCUGUCAUAUCAGGCUUUUAUCUGCUGAGGAGAAAAUGCAUUUGUCUUCUGUGGAAGUUACAAUUUUAUGGUAUGAAAUAGCUUCAUUGUUUACAGUACCCCAUACACAACAUUUCAGUAAUUGUUUCCCAAAUUAAGUUGUGUCAUUAAUGUGUUUAUUGUAUGAUUAAUAAUUUGAAAGGGUGAAAGAAGAAACUUGUGACAUUUUGUCAAAGAUUGUGCUGAUGAGCUUUAAAGUGAUGAUAUAUUAUGUGCAGCAUUCUCUAUGCAGCUGUGGUUUUUUUUGUGGGGGAGGGGGGAAAUUGAGCAGUAUUCUGAAGAAAACAGGGUUACAAGUUUGAGUGUUUUCCAAGAUACAUACGACACUUUGGCCUGUCAUCUUUUUGCCCAAUUAAUAUCAUCC
Messenger RNA from Haliotis rufescens (red abalone), 3149 nucleotides. RefSeq names its product septin-7-like. NCBI's taxonomy places the organism in Eukaryota, Metazoa, Mollusca, Gastropoda, Lepetellida, Haliotidae. The coding region runs from base 570 to 2000 and encodes 476 amino acids. Gene Ontology annotation, molecular function: molecular adaptor activity; GTP binding; GTPase activity. The record is from RefSeq and is a predicted model, not a curated record. The transcript has 14 exons. Gene Ontology annotation, cellular component: cell division site; septin ring; septin complex. Gene Ontology annotation, biological process: cytoskeleton-dependent cytokinesis; cilium assembly.